This is a messenger RNA of Ostertagia ostertagi, 243 nucleotides long. Lineage: Eukaryota; Metazoa; Nematoda; Chromadorea; Rhabditida; Trichostrongylidae. The record is from the annotation of a GenBank genome assembly.
AUGCACGCCUGUUCAGCGUUUAUUCGAAGUCAAUAUCGUCAAAUUAGGUAUUGUUAUGAUGGUGAACGGGGUGUCCAACUGCAACGUGCUGCUGCACAUAAGACAAUGAGCACCAAGCCGCAUCCAAUUUUAGAGGUGCCGUACCUGCUUAUCAACGAUUACACGCCGUCAGUGGACAAUAACAAUUUGAAUGUGAUGCUUCUUCCGCAGUUACUCAACAAAUGGUUUAAGUUAUAUUCGUGA